AUGGCUGAAGGAAGUAAGGCUACAAAGGAAGUUUUCAAAAAAACACUACCAAAGCUUAUUAACACACUUGGGAAGGAACCCCCUUUUACUAUUGUCACUGCUUCUUUAUAUGCUAAAGGACUGAUUACAGAACAAGAACUUGAAGCCAUUAAGACCAAACAAGGUGUUGAAAGAGGUAGUGAAGUGGCUUUUAAGCUCACAGACAAGAUAAAGGAUAGUGAUGAUCCUACUGCCUGUCUACUUACCAUAUGCGAGAUAUUUGAAUCUGAUGACAUAGAUAAUCAUACAUUGAAGAAACAUGGAGCAAGCAUGAGAAAGAGUAUAUCAAACAGCACAGCUGCUACUGUAACCGUUCAGUCUGACGAGAAUGAAUCUUUUGAGCAUCUUGAUGUGCAAAAAGAGUAUCUCACACCGGAAAAGGAAGAGAAGAUCAAAGCAUUGCGUGAUAGUGGAAGGCCUCUUACUAUAUUAGUGAUUGGUCCAGUUGGUGUUGGUAAGUCAACACUUGUCAAUGCUAUGUUUGGGAAGGAUGUAGCUGAAGUCGGACUUAGUGGAAGAGCCGUUACAACAGAAGUGCAUCCUUAUGAGGGAGAAUACAAUGGUGCUAAGAUAAAAGUGUAUGAUACU
This is a messenger RNA of Amphimedon queenslandica, 627 nucleotides long. RefSeq names its product GTPase Der-like. The record is from RefSeq and is a predicted model, not a curated record. Lineage: Eukaryota; Metazoa; Porifera; Demospongiae; Haplosclerida; Niphatidae. The annotation marks the transcript as partial. Gene Ontology annotation, molecular function: GTPase activity; GTP binding. The transcript is spliced from 3 exons.